This is a messenger RNA of Salvelinus fontinalis (brook trout), 2172 nucleotides long. Its product is annotated as AP2-associated protein kinase 1-like. Gene Ontology annotation, molecular function: protein kinase activity; ATP binding. Gene Ontology annotation, biological process: protein phosphorylation. The record is from RefSeq and is a predicted model, not a curated record. Lineage: Eukaryota; Metazoa; Chordata; Actinopteri; Salmoniformes; Salmonidae.
CUUUUUUAGUGUUGCUGACGAGACGCUGAUUGCACCAAGUUGUUGUCUACUACGGGAGCAAAUCGGGCAAUGAAUUACUAGCUGGUAGCUAGAACACCGAAGUAGCUAGAUAGGCAGCAAAUGAUCGAAUAUAAACCAGGGAGGAGAUUCAGGAGUUAACACCAAGAAAGAGCUCUCGAUAAACUGGUGAAAUAAAUGCCUUUACGCUGAAAAAUGGGUGGAGAUGUGUGUAAAUAGAAGCUAGUAACUUAGCAGGCUGUCAGCGCAAUUUUCAAAGCCAGAUAGGUUUUUUGUUGAUGUCAUUAGCUAAUUGGUUAGCAAUAACAUUAACUAGAAAUGUAUAAAUCGCUUAACCGUGUCAUCUCAUUGUGUUGAUAGCUAGUUAACUAUUUAACUAGCUUGCUAUUAUGACAGUCGAAACAUUGGUAACUAGUUGCGCUUGGAAAUCGAACGAGCAGGCUCUUCAAGAGGAUAGCUUUAGUUAGCCUAAGUUGGCUACGGUCAUUCAAUUAUCCAAAGCUGAUAGUAAACAACGCGUUAUUGUGAAUAGGUAUUGAUUGCAAACCAGUCGACACUUGUCUAACAUCACCGGGAAAUGAAGAAGUUCUUCGAUUCACGCCGGGAACUUGUGAGUUCCGGGCCUGGUUCUGGAGCGGGUGGAGGAGGCACUGGGUCCGGCAGCAGCGGUGGCAGUUUCAUUGGACGGGUAUUCACCAUUGGACGGUAUCAAGUGACCGUUGAUGAAACUGUUGCUGAAGGAGGCUUUGCCAUUGUGUUCCUGGUGCGGACCCACCAGGGGGUCCGCUGUGCCCUGAAGAGAAUGUACGUCAACAGCGAGCAUGACCUGCAUAUCUGCAAGCUAGAGAUCCAGAUCAUGAGGGACCUUGUGGGCCACAGGAACAUUGUGGGUUUCCUGGACUCCAGUAUAACUGCAGUGGGAGCAGGAGAUGUCUGGGAGGUCCUCAUCCUCAUGGAUUUCUGUCGUGGUGGUCAGGUGGUGAACCUGAUGAACCAGCGUCUGCAAACAGGCUUCACUGAGGCAGAGGUGCUGCAGAUCUUCUGUGACACCUGCGAGGCUGUGGCCCGCCUCCACCAGUGCAAGAUGCCAAUCAUCCAUCGAGAUCUCAAGGUGGAGAAUAUCCUGCUCCAUGACCGGGGACACUACGUGCUGUGUGACUUUGGUAGCGCCACCAACCGCUUCCAGGACCCUCAGACAGAGGGCAUUCCACUGGUGGAGGAGGAAAUCAAGAAGUACACUACUCUGUCAUACCGAGCCCCAGAGAUGAUCAACCUUUACAAUGGCAUGGUCAUCACUACAAAGGCAGACAUCUGGGCUAUGGGCUGCCUACUGUAUAAACUGUGCUACUUCACGCUGCCAUUUGGGGAGAGCCAGGUGGCCAUCUGUGACGGCAGCUUCACUAUACCAGACAACUCCCGCUAUUCACCGGACAUGCACUGCCUCAUCAGAUACAUGCUGGAGCCUGACCCAGAGAAGAGACCAGAUAUCUACCAAGUGUCCUACUUCUCCUUCAGGCUGGCCCGUAUCGAAUGCCCCAUCCAGAACAUACAUAACUCUCCCAUUCCUUCAAAACUCCCUGAACCAAUCAGAGCCAGCGAAGCUGUGGCCAAAAAGAGUCAAUCCAAAGCCAGGCUCUCAGACCCUGUCCCCACAAUGGAGACGUCCAUCGCGCCCCGUUCACGCCCCAAAGCUGGAGGGGCACAGUCCAUAGGCAUCCUGCCCAUCCAGCCGGCCCUCACCCCACGCAAGAGACCCAACAUGGCUGCAGGAGGGCCCCAGCCCAUAGGUGUUUUAGGCACCGCCCAGCCUGCAGUUGCUGUCCAAUUAGUCCAGCAGGCCACACCCCCACUGGCUCAGACCGCCCCUUCGCAGCCCAUGGCCACGCCCCAGCAUCAGCAGGGUCUCUUCAUGAAGCAGCAGGCUGCAGCCUUCUUCAGCCCACAGCAGCAGACCAACCAGCAUCUGGCUCCUGGACGUGGGCUCCACAAGGUUGGCUCCCUGACGCCCCCCUCCUCCCCAAAGAUGCCCCCCCGAGGCAGUCACAGACGCAUCCUGAGCGACGUCACCCACAGUGCUGUGUUUGGGGUCCCAGUCAGCAAGUCAACCCAGCUACUGCAGGCGGCUGCAGCCGAGGCCAGCCUCAACAAGUCCAA